CAAACUAUUGAGUUUGAGCCCUCAAUCAAACCUAAAACACUUCCUUUUCCCAACACCAAUUCCAGCCUUUUCUACUCUACAAAAGUUGCUUCCCCAAGUUCUAUUACAUGCUGCCUUUCAAAUGAUGAGAAGAAGCCCACCCUUGAUUCUGAUUGGCGUUCGUUUAGAGCUAAAUUAGUGGCAACCGAGAAAGUUUCAAGCCCUUCAUCAUGGAUUGAUCCUGAUACACUAGUGGACCAACCUCCUCAACCUGUUACAAUUGGUGACAAAUGGGCUCACACCAUCCUUGAGCCCGAAAAAGGUUGUCUACUUAUCGCUACCAAAAAACUAGACGGGGUCCACAUUUUUGAGCGGACGGUGAUCCUGCUCUUAAAAGCAGGGUCCAUAGGCCCAUUAGGGAUCAUACUAAAUCAAUCAUCGCUCAAAUCUAUCAAAGAAAUAAGAUCAACAACUAUCCGAGAUGUCUCGGAGGUGUUCUCUCAUGUGCCAUUGUUCUUCGGUGGGCCAUUGGAAGAUGGGUUUUUUUUGGUGAGUCCAACAAAGGAUGAUGAUGAUGGUGGUGUGGAGAAAAGUGGGGUUUUUGAAGAAGUAAUGAAAGGGUUGUACUAUGGGACUAAAGAAAGUGUAAGGUAUGCAGCUGAGAUGGUGAAGAGAAAUGUGGUGAAGGCAAGGGAUUUUAGGUUCUUUGAUGGGUAUUGUUUGUGGGACAAGGAACAAUUAGAUGAAGAAAUAAAGGCUGGUUUUUGGAUAGUUGUGGCUUGUAGCCCAAGUGUAAUUGGGCUUGAGAGUGUUGGAAAUGUUGGGCUUUGGGAAGAGAUUCUUGGGUUAAUAGGUCCUAGGAAUGUUUGGUAAAGUGGGAAACUUGGGUUUAUGAUUAGGGUCAAAUGCUAUGAUUAUGAUUUUAUUAUACAUGUUAGUUUUGUUUGGUCAAACAUUGAUUUUACUUGGCAUAGAUGCUACAAA
This is a messenger RNA of Gossypium arboreum, 963 nucleotides long. RefSeq lists its product as uncharacterized. The annotation marks the transcript as partial. The record is from RefSeq and is a predicted model, not a curated record. Lineage: Eukaryota; Viridiplantae; Streptophyta; Magnoliopsida; Malvales; Malvaceae. The transcript has 2 exons.